AUGAGCGACAGCGCGGACACGCUCGAAGAGCCUUUCCUGGCUUCCAACGCGCAGUUACGACCGCAGCAGAGCAUCCGGCAUGUCUCAGCGAAUAAUGGCUCCACCGCCGUCGCUGUAUUCACCACAGGGCCUGUGAAUCUGCCAAAUGCCGUUCACCCUCAAGGUACAAGCACGUCCGGUAAAAACAUCACGGCAUAG
Molecule: messenger RNA, 198 nt
Organism: Verticillium alfalfae VaMs.102
Lineage: Eukaryota; Fungi; Ascomycota; Sordariomycetes; Glomerellales; Plectosphaerellaceae
Exons: 1
Coding region: 1-198 (65 amino acids)
Source: RefSeq, a predicted model, not a curated record